AUGCUGAAGCUCCCCUACGCAGCCGAGGUCGUCGGCGCCCGUCGCAUUGAAGGCGGUGGCAGAACAGCCGUCGCCGGCAGCCAAUCGUCAAUUGGCAGGGAAACGCGCUCGACGCGCUGCAACGCGAACCAGCCAGCCCCAUCUCAAAUUCGCUACCGCAACCCCCCUCCCCGCUGCAUCACCACCAGGCGAUCUCGCACAGCUGCCUUCGUCGACUUCCUCAAGAAUUUCAAGUCCUCGUCCACCGAAGCCGCCGAUCAAUUACAGGGGCUCAAUCUUAACGGCAAUGGCGCCGACGAAGAGUACGACAUGAUGGACGACGAAGACGAUCCUGCGCCAAACAGGGCGCGCAACGGCCAGUCGAAAACAAAGUACAUGAACCAGUUACAGGAAGUGUCAAACCGCGAGCGCGACGAGAUUGUCAUAGACCUGAACGACGUGGAAGCCUACGAGAGGACUGCCUCAGACGGCGAGCACAACUACAAGCUGAUUGAAUCGAUCGAGCGCAACGCCCACCACUACCUCGAAGUCUUCUCCCGAGCAGUCGACAAGUGCUUACCGCCACCAACCAAGGAGCUGAACUUCAAAGACGAUGUCCUGGAUGUCAUCAUGACCCAGCGUUCCAAGCGCAAUGAGAGGAUGCAGGAGCUCCAGGGUGUUGACGACACCGCAGAUGCUGCCCCAGAAUCGCUCUUCCCCGCGGCACUGACACGACGAUACACGCUCAACUUCAAGCCCAGAAUACCGUCUGGCGCUAGCAGCCAAGCAGCCAUGAAGGCGCUUGCCGUUCGGAAUGUGCGAGGAGAGCAUCUCGGCCACCUAAUCACAGUCCGCGGUAUCGCAACGCGGGUGUCAGACGUCAAGCCUGCUGUACAGGUCAAUGCCUACUCCUGCGACCGCUGCGGAAGCGAAGUCUUCCAGCCCGUGACAACGAAAGCAUUUACACCACUUCAGGAGUGCCCAUCAGAAGAAUGCAAGAACAACAAGACCAAGGGUCAGAUGUUCUUAUCCACCCGUGCAUCCAAGUUCCUUCCUUUCCAGGAGGUCAAGAUUCAAGAGAUGGCUGAUCAGGUACCCGUUGGACACAUUCCUAGACAGCUUACCAUCCAUUGCCACGGUGCACUUGUACGCCAGAUCAACCCCGGAGAUGUCGUAGAUGUGGCGGGUAUCUUCCUCCCAACCCCAUACACUGGCUUCAAGGCCAUCCGUGCCGGUCUACUCACAGAUACCUACCUCGAGGCGCAACAUGUCAUGCAACACAAGAAGGCAUAUGAUGAUAUCGUCCUCGCUCAACCAACCCUGAAGAGGAUGAACGAGCUCGAAAGGACUGGCCAACUGUAUGAAUACUUGUCGCGAUCCAUCGCGCCCGAGAUCUUCGGUCACGUUGAUGUAAAGAAGGCGUUGCUUCUCCAGCUUAUUGGUGGCGUCACAAAAGAAGUCAAGGACGGUAUGCGUAUCCGUGGUGACAUCAAUGUAUGCUUGAUGGGAGACCCUGGUGUGGCCAAAUCCCAAUUGCUCAAGUACAUCACCAAGGUUGCUCCUCGUGGUGUCUAUACCACCGGUCGUGGUAGCAGUGGUGUCGGUCUCACCGCGGCUGUGAUGCGCGAUCCCGUCACAGAUGAGAUGGUCCUCGAAGGCGGCGCUCUCGUCCUGGCCGACAAUGGUAUGUGCUGUAUUGAUGAGUUCGACAAGAUGGACGACAGCGACCGAACCGCCAUCCACGAAGUCAUGGAGCAGCAGACUAUCUCGAUCAGCAAAGCCGGUAUCACUACCACUCUCAACGCCCGCACAUCGAUCCUUGCCGCUGCCAAUCCGUUGUAUGGUCGCUACAACCCCCGCAUCUCCCCCGUGGAGAAUAUCAACCUUCCUGCUGCGCUCUUGUCGCGUUUCGACGUACUUUUCCUUAUUCUUGAUACCCCUGCGCGAGACUCUGACGAAGAAUUGGCACGCCACGUUACGCACGUCCAUAUGCACAACAAGCAUCCUGAAGUCCAGGGAGGCAUCGUGUUCAGUCCCGCUGAAGUUCGACAAUGGGUUGCUCGUGCGCGAUCAUACCGACCAAAUGUUCCGAAGGAAGUGUCUGACUACAUGGUGGGCGCAUACGUACGCAUGCGCCAACAGCAGAAGCGCGAUGAGGGUUCCAAGAAGGCCUUCACCCACACAUCACCUCGUACCCUGCUCGGUGUCCUUCGUCUGGCGCAAGCUCUGGCUCGUCUACGAUUCGCAGACGAGGUCAUUUCAGAAGACGUUGACGAGGCUCUACGCCUCACGGAAGUAAGCAAAGCCAGUCUGUACGCCGACGACAACCGCCGGGAUGAUUACACGCCCAGUAGUAAGAUUUAUCACCUCAUCAAGUCGAUGGAGGCUAGCGGAGCUGCUGCUGUCGGCGACGGCACGCGUGGCGAGAUGGAUCUCCGAAGGGUCAGGGAGCGAGUGUUGGCCAAGGGCUUCACUGCGGAUCAGUUUGAGCAGGCCAUUGAUGAGUAUGCCAUGCUUGAUGUCUGGCAAACGACAGGCGAGGGGUCACGACUGGUGUUCAUCGAAGCGGGAGAUGAGGAUAUGGAUGCAGACAACGACUUUUAGGCUCUGCGACGAAGUAGUUACGGCGUUCUCGGCGCUUGGGGGUGUUGCAGCCUUGGAUGAACUUUGUCAAUGGGCGGCUUUACGACG
Messenger RNA from Parastagonospora nodorum SN15, 2670 nucleotides. RefSeq lists its product as hypothetical. Bases 1 to 2583 code for a protein of 860 amino acids. Gene Ontology annotation, biological process: double-strand break repair via break-induced replication; DNA replication initiation; DNA strand elongation involved in DNA replication. The transcript is spliced from 5 exons. The record is from RefSeq and is a predicted model, not a curated record. Gene Ontology annotation, molecular function: ATP hydrolysis activity; single-stranded DNA binding; ATP binding. Gene Ontology annotation, cellular component: MCM complex; nucleus. NCBI's taxonomy places the organism in Eukaryota, Fungi, Ascomycota, Dothideomycetes, Pleosporales, Phaeosphaeriaceae.